Messenger RNA from Juglans regia (Persian walnut), 2810 nucleotides. RefSeq names its product protein RIK-like. The transcript has 11 exons. Gene Ontology annotation, molecular function: RNA binding. The record is from RefSeq and is a predicted model, not a curated record. Gene Ontology annotation, cellular component: nucleus. The coding region runs from base 163 to 1755 and encodes 530 amino acids. Lineage: Eukaryota; Viridiplantae; Streptophyta; Magnoliopsida; Fagales; Juglandaceae.
UGCGUUCCUCUCUCACAAUUCCCCACCACCCUCCGUCGGCGCAGCGUUAGUUCAUUCCCUUCCACGUUCUCAAUUCUCCGAUACAAAAAGACCCAAAAGUUCUAUUACCAGAACUAUCGUUUCCAUUUUUCUCAAUCAACAGCACCAAUCGACAAUCGAUAAAUGACGGAGGACAAUGGCGAUAAGCAUUCUUCGGAGGAAGCCUCGCAAACGAGGCCAAGAAAGAAGAGAAAGUGGGAUCAGCCUGCAGAGUCCUUGGUUUCAGCUGGUGUAGCAAUACCUGGGGUCCUCCCGCAGGGCAGCAUGGGACCUCUCGAAGGGAUUGCACUUCCUGGGGUGGCUCCAGUCUCCACUGCACUUUUGAAGAAUCCGCUUAUUACUAGCUGUGCGACCAUACCCCUGGUGCUUCAAGCAUCUUCAAUACAACAACAGACUGCAACCAUAGUCCCAAAGCCAAAGAUCCAAGAUGAGUUAAUAGCACGAGAAAUUGUCAUAAAUAAUGCCGAGUCUUCUGUUCGCUACAAGCUCACAAAAUGCCAAACACAGGAGGAGAUACAAAAGUGCACGGGUGCUGUGGUUAUAACUAGGGGUAAGUACCAUCCACCAAAUGCUCCUCCUGAUGGGGAGAAGCCCUUGUAUCUUCACAUAUCAGCCGGGGCUCAAUUAAAAGAUACCGCUGAGCGCAUAAUAGCAGUUGAUCGUGCUGCUGCCAUGGUUGAAGAAAUUCUGAAACAAGGUCCAAAUUUACAGCCAGCUUCUUCCACUUUUCAUCUGACCAUAGGCAAUGGAGUGAAGGCACUCAGCACAUGUGUGUUUUUGGGCUUUGACCCGGAUCCAUCACUGAACAUCACUGCGCGUAUACGUGGACCAAAUGACCAGUAUAUAAAUCACAUAAUGAAUGAAACAGGAGCAACUGUCUCACUAAGAGGACGUGGUUCAGGGGACCUUGAAAGCACACUUGAAGAAGAAGGGCAGCAACCACUGCAUUUAUUCUUAUCAAGCAAUAAUUCUAAAGGAGUUGAAGAUGCUAAGCGUUUGGCUGAAAAUUUGUUGGAUACAAUCAGUGUAGAGUGUGGUGCAUCUAGGGUUUCAUCAUGUAAGGUUUAUAGUGCUGUUCCACCCCCACAGCAGGUUUACAGUGCUGUUCCUCCUCCACAGCAGUUAUUGGCCGGAGUUCUGAGUUCAGGAAAUGAAGUAGCAUUAAAUGCAGAUUCUUCUGUUGGUUUGACGUCUGUAACUGUGGGCUCUACACCAGCUCCCCCAGUUUCCUAUCUUUUAACCCCUGGGCUCCCUCCUGUCUUUUCUCCAGGGACAGUAUCACAAUCUGGUGGAUAUUUACAUUGUGGGCAGUCUCAAGGAAAAGUAGUGGGCUAUUCCCACCAGAUAGUCUCUUUUGGAACAAGCUAUAGUGGAUAUGGUGGGAUAUAUCCUCAAGCCACCCCAUUGCAACAAGUUGCUCUGGCACUUAGGCAGUCACCUUCUCCUGUUAAUUCUGGAUUGGAUUCUACAGCACCAAUACCAAGCAAAGAACCAAAGUCGAGUGUAAGCUCUGAUCCAGGGAAGGAGAAACAGCCUCCACAGAAGCGGAAGUUUCAGGAACUACCAGCUGGCUCAAAUUAUCCUGCAAAACCCCAUCAGGUAUUUUCUCUGACCUUUGAAGCUAACAGGCCGAUUCUGUACCUCUAUAUUGGGUUGUUGGUCUGUAUGUUUCACAGGGUUUUCAGCCGUGGAACAAUUAUGGCUUCAGAGCUUUGAUUAGGGUUCAGUUAUAGAUUUUAUGUGCAUUGGUUUUAUCUUCUUGUAUCUUUGAGCUGAAUUGUGUUGAAUUAAAAAUCUGUAACUUUUUAUGCCUUAAGUGCAAUGUUGGCUUCCUCAAUGGGUAGUAGCCACCACCAUUAUGGACAGCCAACUUACCACUUCAGAAGAGAUUCCGCUGCCACCAAAGUGAGCUUUGAUUUUAAUGUCAUUGGAAUUUAGAUGUUUUUGUAUAAUUGAUACUUUCUUGUUUUUGGUUAGUUGUGCCUGCAAUGCUACCGAGAAACAAAGUUUGAUGACUUGACUUUUAAGCAAUGUAGUAAGCUGUGUGCAAUAGUAAUGAGUGAUUCUGUCCGAGCACCUUUUUUGUUUACAUUCUUUGUUUUGAGGAUAAGCGGAGUCGUUCUCCGCUACCACUGCUGCAUUCCAGUCACAUAGACAUCAAAGCGCACUUGAUGUUGGUGGCUGAUGCUCACACAAUGGGGAAGUUGAUACUGAGUGCAUGUUAAAUUGCUGUUUUAAAACAUCAAUGUAAGUAUUUUAUAUGGUGUCUUAUCUCGUGGUGAUAGGCAUCUAUUUCAAACUACAGUUUUAGGAAAUGACAUUAUUUCCAUGUACCAACUUCCACAAAUCCUGUCGUUGACCUUUGUACAUGCCAAGACGUGAAAGGCUUACAUGUCUGCCCUGUUCAUCUCGAUAUCUAAUGACAAACACUCCAUCAAUGACAUCACCUUGAGAAGACUCCAUCAACUUGAGAAGACUCCUUUUAUUUGUCCUUCCUGUCUCGUAUACUUAUUCUUUGCAAUAUCAUCAUCUAGCAUCUUCUCAAUCCACGCAAGCAUUACAAAAGUUUCUUUAAUUUAUUUGAGAUUGUUGAUAUUACCUAUAAUCUGUUGUUGAGAAAUUAGGUUUGGAUUGUCCUUUUCUUACUCAUUGCAGGGUUCAGAAUAUUUAAAGCCCACUGAGCGGUCAGCAAAUUUGGGUGUGAGAAAUGUAUCAACCAUGCCAGCCCCGAAGAAGUUGGUCCAGUCAUUAUCAAAUGGAAUGCGACCACC